Dichomitus squalens LYAD-421 SS1 is the source of this 1464-nucleotide messenger RNA. RefSeq lists its product as uncharacterized. The transcript has 3 exons. Lineage: Eukaryota; Fungi; Basidiomycota; Agaricomycetes; Polyporales; Polyporaceae. Bases 1 to 1464 code for a protein of 487 amino acids. The record is from RefSeq and is a predicted model, not a curated record.
AUGUCGACGCAUAUCUGCUAUAACAAGGCCAAAGCGAGGACUGACACGCCCCUCUGCAUACAGCUCUCGGCGGAGCGCGCCCUGGCCAUCGAGCUCAUCGCGCAUCCCAUCUACGAGCUCCUCUCCGCCGCCGCCCUCUGUCGUGUGGCCUCUACCUGCCGCACCGCCCACGCAUCGGUCCAGUCCUACAUCGGUGUCGCGUUCAACGUCGACCGCCUCCUCUCCCGCUUCUUCCCAUCAGCUUCCCCAGGAUGUUCCGCCACGUGCCCGCACGACCACACGCACACCGAGGAGCACGUCCGCGCGCGCGCCUUCCGCUCCCUCCAGGCGGCCACGGGCACGCUGAUCUCGGGCUCGACCGCGCUGCAGUUCUUCGACAGGACGUUCUGGCCGGAGAGCGAUCUCGACCUGUACGUCCAUGCGCGGCACCGCCGCGAGGUGGGACGGUGGCUGAUCGCGGAGGGGUACAGGUUCAAGCCGACGAGAUUCCAGGAUCUGUUCGAGGUCGAGAUCAUGGAGUGCCUCGCGAAACGGCCGGACGGCAUUUACUCGAUGCCUGGGGUCCUGGCGGUGUUUACGUUCGUCAAACCGUUGCCCGGACUAGGGACGCCGAGGCGUACGCCUACACCUGAACCGGUCGAGGAGGGCGAGGUCAUCUCGCUGCCUGAUUCCUCGGACACGGAGGAGGACGAAGAGCCGAAGGAGCUCAAGGUGCAAGUCAUCGUCACGAAAAACACGCCUAUGGAGUGCAUCCUCGGCUUCCACUCCACCUGCGUAAUGAACGUCAUCAGCUACGAAAAGGCAUACUGCCUCUUCCCCCGCGCGACGCUGGAGGAGCGCCGCACGCUCAUCUCCUCCUCCUGCCGCGGCAGAAGCCGCCACCGCGCAGAAGGGCUCGCAAAGUACGAGCGCCGCGGCUACAAGCUCAUCUACAGCCUUCCCAUGCACGAGGUCGUCCCCGACCCCGCCGCACAGUCCCUGUACCCCGCCUACGGCCACACCCGCUUCCCGACCCACUGCAACCUCCCGCGUGCUCGCCCGCACCAGACGCAGAACCCGACGUUCCGCUUGGGGUGGCGCUGGAUCGACGACUCGGCGUCCUGGGUGCUCGGCCUGCCGCAGACGGGCGUCACGCCGCCUGCGCCCGCGAACGGCAGCACGCGCGCGCUCGCGCACGACCCCGUCGCGGUGUGCAACUGGGAGGUGCGCCCCAACUUCGGGAUGGGCGCACUGAUGCACUUCGAGACGGUCGCGUGCAAGGUGCUGCGGUACAAGUACCUCGUGACGGACGAGCAGCUGCUCGCGUACCUCGGCGAGGCGUUUGCAGCGAGGGGGAGGGUCGAGGACGACAAGGCGCGGCUGGAGUUGGAGGAGUGGACGUACUGUGACGAGGAACUUCCUACGCUCUGCCGCGACUUCUUACAUGGGCUUGCGACCCGCCGACUCUCGUCUCUGCGCCUCUGA